AAGCAAUCAUGAUUUUUAAUAGUUUACAUGACGGACGAUGACGAACGCUUAAAUAAAAUCAGGCGAAGGACCCGACCGGUUUGCCAUAUCUACCAUCCAGCACGUCCAAUUUCUGACUCGUCGAUUAAAAUAACGGGCGUCUAAAAGCGGCGGUCCAUAAAGCUAACUCUGCAAUAUAAUAUACACUCUACUGUAUCUAUAGUUGUUGCUAUGGCGGCCGUAUCAACACAGUCCCCAUCAUUUCACUCUCUCAAACCCUCAAUUCUCUCUAAGAGCAACUCUCCCCAAUGUUUUCAAACCCUCAAUUUUACGAAACAAGCUUGUAACACGAAAUUAGUUGUUGCCUGUUCAGCUAGCAGCAAUCUCGAUAAGCAACAUGUCAAUGACAACAACAAUAGCAGUAACAGUAACAAGACGUUCACGACUAUCGAUCCUGCUUCACCUAGAUCCAAGGUGAGGCGGCACUCGAUUUCAGUUUUUGUUGGUGAUGAAAGUGGAAUGAUAAAUCGGAUUGCAGGAGUGUUUGCACGAAGAGGGUAUAACAUAGAGUCUCUUGCUGUUGGCUUGAAUAAAGACAAAGCUCUUUUUACUAUAGUUGUGUCAGGGACUGAAAAGGUGUUACAGCAAGUAAUGGAACAGCUACAGAAGCUUGUAAAUGUUUUGAAGGUUGAAGAUCUUUCACAAGAGCCACAGGUAGAGCGUGAAUUAAUGCUCAUAAAAAUUAAUGCAGACCCCAAGUAUCGGGCAGAGGUCAUAUGGUUGGUGGACAUAUUUAGAGCAAAAGUUGUGGACAUCUCAGAACAUUCGUUAACUAUUGAGGUAACUGGUGAUCCUGGAAAGAUGGUUGCAGUGCAGAGAAAUCUAAGCAAGUUUGGAAUCAGAGAAAUCGCUAGAACUGGAAAGAUUGCCUUGAGAAGGGAAAAGCUGGGUGAAUCUGCUCCCUUUUGGAGAUUUUCAGCAGCUUCAUAUCCUGAUCUUGAAGAAACCAUGCCUAUAGAUACUCGCAAAGUGCCUAAAAAAGAAACUCAUUAUGUUGAUUCUGAUACAUUCCUCGGGGGAGAUGUAUAUCCAGUGGAGUCUAAUUUUGAGGCUUCAGUCAAUCAAGUUCUUGAUGCUCACUGGGGUGUUCUGAAUGACGAAGACACAACCGGGCUUCGUUCACACACCUUAUCAAUGCUCGUAAAUGAUGUUCCUGGAGUUUUGAACAUAGUAACAGGAGUUUUUGCUCGAAGAGGCUACAACAUUCAGAGUUUAGCUGUUGGACAUGCAGAAGUUGAGGGGCUUUCUCGCAUUACGACUGUUGUUCCUGGUACGGAUGAAUCAAUUAGCAAGUUGGUGCAACAACUUUACAAGUUGAUAGAUCUUCAUGAGGUUAGGGAUAUCACCCACUUGCCAUUUGCUGAGAGGGAACUAAUGCUGAUAAAAAUUGCCGUCAACGCAACCGCCAGACGAAAUGUUCUCGACAUAGCUAGCAUCUUCAGGGCCAAAGCUGUGGAUGUGUCUGAUCAUACUAUAACUCUUGAGCUGACAGGAGAUUUACACAAGAUGGUUGCUCUCCAAAGAUUGUUGGAGCCUUAUGGCAUCUGUGAGGUGGCCAGAACUGGCCGUGUGGCACUGAUCCGUGAAUCAGGAGUCGAUUCCAAGUACCUUCGCGGCUUUUCUUAUCCGUAUUAAUUUCCACGUUUAGUUAGACAUACGACAAUAUUUACAUUUACUAUGUACAUGCUGUGGCAUUUGUUGUCUAAGCUCUGCAAGUGUAAUUUAGAUAUAAUUCAAUAGGUUCUAAGAGUUUUACAUCUUAAACGACUUCUCUCAAAGGAGUUCUCCUGGUCCUGGUUGCAGCAUGAUGCGGGGAUUAUAUUUUAGUAAUAGUUGCAAAUUUUGAAGGAAAUUAUGCAGGAAAGAGGAAAUCUAUUUAAAAAUUGAUGUGCUUUAAAGCUUAUAUAGUUAUAUUAAUGCAA
Daucus carota subsp. sativus is the source of this 1961-nucleotide messenger RNA. Its product is annotated as acetolactate synthase small subunit 1, chloroplastic. Gene Ontology annotation, molecular function: acetolactate synthase activity; acetolactate synthase regulator activity. The record is from RefSeq and is a predicted model, not a curated record. The transcript is spliced from 12 exons. Gene Ontology annotation, cellular component: cytosol. Bases 211 to 1674 code for a protein of 487 amino acids. NCBI's taxonomy places the organism in Eukaryota, Viridiplantae, Streptophyta, Magnoliopsida, Apiales, Apiaceae. Gene Ontology annotation, biological process: L-valine biosynthetic process.